CUGUUGGGAAAGAGUGCUGCAGUCCUUCUCUGGAGUGGAGAGACUCUCUAAACUUUCUUCCUCGCCAUCCCUUGAUCUCUAAAAAUGUAACUCAACUCGCUCUCUGGCAAAUAAGACUAAAAUAGUAACUCUGCUACUAAUAGCUCUCUCUCUUUAUCUGUGUUUGGGACUGAUCGGUUCAGGGGGACCAUGUUGGAGGGGAUUUUACCCCAGAUGCCCCCACCCUUGACCCUUCUGGGGGUGGUGCUGGUGCUGUUUUUGCUCUACCUGCUCUCCUCUACCCCUGGAACUGGAAAAGACCCACCAGGACCCAGACCCCUGCCUCUUUUUGGGAACCUGUUCCACCUGGACCUGAAGCGGCUCCAUGUGUCUCUCUGUGAGCUGUCUAAGAAAUAUGGAUCUGUGUUCACUUUACACUUGGGCCCAAAGAAGGUGGUUGUCCUGGCAGGCUGCAAGACUGUCAAACAGGCGCUGGUAAACUACGCAGAAGAGUUUGGAGACCGGGAAAUUGCGCCCAUAUUUAGAGAGAGCUUGCAAGGACACGGUAUUGUAUUCUCCAACGGAAACUCCUGGAAGGAGAUGAGACGCUUCUCCCUCACCAACCUGCGAGACUUUGGAAUGGGCAAGAGGGGGAGUGAGGAGAAGAUCAUUGAGGAAUGUCGCCACCUCAUCGAGGUGUUUGAGAAUUUUAAAGGUGUGCCUUUCAACACCAUUCAGCCACUGAAUUACUCCGUCUCCAACGUAAUCAGCGCCAUCAUAUACGGCUUCCGCUUUGACGACACUGACCCUGCCUUCCAACAAAUGGUCAACAGCACCAAUGAAAAUAUCCAGCUGUGUGGUUCAGCGGAAAUACUGGUGUACAACAUGUUCCCCUGGCUGCGCUGGUGUUGUGGCUGGUGGCUGAUGAAUCGGACCCAGAUUUUGAAGCAGGACAAAUGCAACAUCAGCAAGAUUAAGGGGCUGGCGCAGGGACUGAAGGACACGCUCAACCCCCAGGAGCUCAGGGGAUUUGUGGACUCCUUCCUAGUUCAGCAGCAGGAGGAGUCAGACCAGCCAAGUUCCUACUUCCACAACGACAACCUGAACAUUACUGUCUACAACCUGUUUGCAGCAGGGACAGAUACCUCUGCAACCACCCUGAGAUGGGGCCUGCUGCUGAUGGCUAAGUACCCGCACAUACAGGACCAGGUUCAGGAGGAGCUGAGUCGGGUCAUUGGGGACCGGGAACCCCGGAUGGAGGACCGGAGGAACCUGCCCUACAUAGACGCCGUGAUCCACGAGACCCAGAGACUGGCUAACAUUGUACCCAUGAGCCUUUUCCACACCACCAGCUGUGACGUCACCUUCCAGGGACACUUCAUCAAGAAGGGAACUAUGGUGAUCCCACUCCUGACGUCAGUGCUGCAGGAUGAGGAAGAGUGGGAGACCCCCCACAGCUUCAACCCCGGCCACUUCCUGGAUGAGAAGGGCUGCUUCAUCAAGCGAGAUGCCUUCAUGCCCUUCUCUGCAGGGCGACGGGCCUGUCCGGGAGAGAGCCUGGCCAGGAUGGAGCUCUUCCUCUUCUUCACCUUCCUCCUGCAGAGGUUCCGCUUCACACCACCACCGGGGGUGUCUGAGGAUGAGCUGGACCUGACACCAGCUGUGGGGCUCACCCUCAGCCCUUCUCCCCACCAGCUGUGUGCUGUGAGCCGGGCCUAAACCCCACUCCAGCUGAUGGGUGCGAAUCUCACCUUUUCUGUUCUUCACCAAACCUUUCUUGGUCACAAGUUACAGGAACUUUUGUUUGACUCACAGUAUAAGUGUCAGCUUAUUAUUGUCAUUAUUAUUCAAUGUAUUUCUCCCCUCCACCACUGUGAAUACCUUGAUCCAUCCAUUUCCUGAAUUUACUGAAGAAAUGGACCCUACCUUCCAGGUUUGAGACUGAAAUGUUAAAUUCUUUACGAUACAUGUAGAUUACAUGUCGACUUUCUUUGAUUAUUUCAGAAAGUGCUUCAAUGGUUAAAAUAGAGAUAAAGUUGAGGUCAUUUUGCAUUUUAGUGUCAUUUCCACUGACCCUUGGAAUGCAAAGUAUUAAUGUUUUCCGUAAGUGAUCAGCCCCUGCAUAUAUUCAAUCACUGCAAUCAGAAGUUCCGCUACUUCGGGAUGCCUGGCACCUCCCCCUCGCCGCACCUGCACUUCUAUGCCAUAUGCCAUAGAUUAUAAUAGCAUUCAUAUACAGUUAUUGUUUUACUCUGGAUAUUCUAGGUGCCAACUGUCGUAUACUCGUUGAUGUAUUCUCCAAGUUAGUUGAUGUGUUCUUCAAGGGUUCAAAAUCCAUGUGGUCACACUAGGACUCGGAACUGUACUUUCCAUCGCAUUUGUCCCGAUUUGUUCGAUUUGCACUUCCUUGUGCACAUCAUGAUAAAUAUAAGUAUUUAACGGGUUCAGCUGAUUCAGAUUCAAACCAAAGGAAACAAGGCCUCACCUCCCUCGUUCUCGACACACAAACCCUUGUGCUCCUCUCAACAAAAAUGCAACCACAAAGACAUUAUCAUUUCUGUCUAUUUGCUAAAAAACACUAUUAUUAAAUUCACUACCAUCCAUGUAAAAAUGAACUGUGCAAUCUGUGUCUGAAUGUAAGGAAAUAAAGGUUUAAAUCUG
Conger conger (European conger) is the source of this 2640-nucleotide messenger RNA. Its product is annotated as cytochrome P450 2K1-like. The transcript has 9 exons. Gene Ontology annotation, biological process: xenobiotic metabolic process. The coding region runs from base 190 to 1698 and encodes 502 amino acids. NCBI's taxonomy places the organism in Eukaryota, Metazoa, Chordata, Actinopteri, Anguilliformes, Congridae. Gene Ontology annotation, molecular function: iron ion binding; heme binding; oxidoreductase activity, acting on paired donors, with incorporation or reduction of molecular oxygen, reduced flavin or flavoprotein as one donor, and incorporation of one atom of oxygen. Gene Ontology annotation, cellular component: cytoplasm; intracellular membrane-bounded organelle. The record is from RefSeq and is a predicted model, not a curated record.